AUGUUUGUACUUUGUAUCGCUACUGCUUUUAUAUGGGGUAUAACGAAUUGGUUUUUGAAACAAGGUUCGACAGGUUUGCAACGAAUCCAGUACGAUAAUCGAUUAAAACAAUUCACUGCUGAAAUCUGGUAUUUUUUUACAAAUGCGCAAUAUUGGAUUCCAUUUCUAUUCAAUCAAUUUGGUUCGGUACUCUAUUAUUACAGUCUGGCAAAAACCGAUUUUUCAACUGCUGUACCUGUGACGAAUGCGUUAACACUUCUGAUUACCUAUCUAUGUGAUGUUAUCUCACGUCCACAACUAUUGAAUUCUCGAUUUCUUCUCGGCAUGUUAUGUGUGACCAGCGGAGUAGCUCUAUGCGUCAUUUCCAAGCCUCAUUAG
Messenger RNA from Adineta ricciae, 378 nucleotides. The record is from the annotation of a GenBank genome assembly. NCBI's taxonomy places the organism in Eukaryota, Metazoa, Rotifera, Eurotatoria, Adinetida, Adinetidae.